GGAAAGUGUUGUGGUUUAGUGCCGCUGCAUUGUGCUGGAACCUUUAGUUUGAUUAACACCUUUAUGAACGACCGACACAAUGGAGAAAAUCAUUUUCUUCAGUCUAUUUUCUUGGACUGUGCAAACCACGUCCCGUGGAUCUUCUGAUCUGCUAAGAGUUCAAAUGGGAGAAAGCAUCAGUCUGAACUGCAGCAUGAGAAACCGAUAUGAAAUCGCCUGGUAUCACCUCAGAUCUGAACAACAACUCGACCUACUGAUUUCUGCAGAGAAAGACAACAAAGGAAGAGUUCUUCUGACCAACUACAAUACAAACAGCAUUCGUCUAAAAAUGACUGCAGACACUUGGGUCACCAGAGCCAUUCUAGAGAUUUCUGGAGUAACAGAGUCAGAUUCGGGUCUUUAUUUCUGUGGAACAAAGUCUGACGCUCCAGAGAUGUUCUUCGACAAACCCAUCAGACUGGAGGUCGAGGGUCUUAUUGUAGUACAAAAGACAAAAGAAGAAGCUGACAACACAGACGGGGUGACGGUAACAGAGAGUGUGCUGAUGUUCGGAGGUGUUGGUCUGGCUGUGCUUGUGUUUUUUGUGGCUACAAUCGCUGCAGGAAGAAUCAUUCACUAUCAUGGUUGGCAGAAAGGAUGGGCCGCAGCCAAACGCUCAUCUCGGAUUCAGCACAAAUCAACUAAAUGACCUCUUAACUACAGUAGAUCUUUGCAUUGCUGUAGUUUACCACAAAAUAAAACAGAAGACUGGGGCUUGGAUGUCUUUUCCUGUUGACCAGAUCUACUUUCACUUCUGAAAACCUCAGAUGUUGUGGCAAAUGUCGCCUGUUUCAUUACCAGUGAAACUUAAACAGUCAGUAAUGAUUGUGGUUAUUAGGUUUGUUUGGUUCACUUGUGGAUUUUUAGUAACAUUUAUAGAAAACACUGUUACUGUUGCUCUUUUGUAGCACAUAAAGCUUGA
This is a messenger RNA of Labeo rohita (rohu), 961 nucleotides long. RefSeq lists its product as uncharacterized. Lineage: Eukaryota; Metazoa; Chordata; Actinopteri; Cypriniformes; Cyprinidae. Gene Ontology annotation, biological process: response to bacterium. The transcript is spliced from 4 exons. The record is from RefSeq and is a predicted model, not a curated record. The coding region runs from base 80 to 688 and encodes 202 amino acids.